Molecule: messenger RNA, 1267 nt
Organism: Saprolegnia parasitica CBS 223.65
Lineage: Eukaryota; Oomycota; Saprolegniomycetes; Saprolegniales; Saprolegniaceae
Exons: 5
Coding region: 11-886 (291 amino acids)
Source: RefSeq, a predicted model, not a curated record
CGCAAAUACAAUGGCGCACGACUACGCGUCGGUCAUGCGGCAGCACAUGCAGUUCGAGAACGACUCGUUCCCGCCGCCGCCGCCCAUUGAUGACUCGGGCUCGUUUCUCUCUUCGUCGGCGAUGCCGUCGUGGUCGCCGCCCCCGGCACGGGUCAAGACCAUGGAGCCUGGUCGCCCCGUGUCGCUCUAUGGUCAGUCGACGUUUUAUGUGCAGCCCAUGACAACGUCGUCGGACGAUGAGACGCCGACGUUCCUGGCGCCGCCGCCGGGCCUCACCCGGCGUCCGUCGAUGACAGUGCCGUGGCAAGUCGCCGAGUCAGUGCUCCACACGCCGCAGCAGCCGUCGACACGCAAGCAAAUGGUGGUCGAUGGCAAUAAGGUCAAGGAGACCAACUUGAGCCAGUUCUCGGCGCAAAAGCCGAUGCAGAGCCCGCCGCGCAUGCCGUUGCACCGGUCGACGUCGUCGGCGGCCGCGGCGGCCGCAGCAGAGCUCAACAUGACGGGGCUCGUGCGCCAGAAGAGCAACGACGGCCCGCCGUCGCUCGGCCGCCGCGGCUCGUUUGGGAACGCGGCGCAGCUCUUCAAGUUUCGCCGACGCAGCAAGAGCCGGCUCGACGUGGCCCGGGACAUUGCGCUCAUGGAGCAAAACGAACACGAGCGCAUGCUCUCGAUCGAGGAAAACAAGAUCCGGUCCAACUCGGAUGACCUCGGGUCCCUCGACGACGUCCAGCCAUACACGCCCGAGAUGGCCGACAAUGAUUUCUGCCCAUGUACAACCAGCGCUCGGUGCCGCGCCUCAACAUCCCGCCGCCGCCGCCGCCCAUGGACGACAGCAGCAGCGACGACGACGAGGCGUACCCGACGUCGCCGAGCGGGCUGCCGAUGAUGAGUCCCAACGGCGCCAAGCUGCGCAAGGUCGCGCAGCUCGCGCGCAGCGGGACGUUGAGCAACGAAGACAAGACGCGCGCCAAGGACGAAAUCAUCCAAAACUCGCUCGGCCUCGGGGCGCUAAGCAUGCUCGAUGACGAGUCGACGUCACGUGGCAUUGCGCGCGCCAAAGUAAGUCUCGAGGAGCGGCUCGCGCAGGCGGCGCAGCGCGUGGCCGACUGCGUCGCGCGUGGCGACAUGGUCGAGUUCAACAAGGCAAUGACGGAGCUCGACAAGCUGCGCCACGAAGCGAGUCAGUUGAUGCAGCAAUGAGACGAGCAUCUGUGUAUGGAGUCCAGAGACGUAGUGGUAUGAUGCGAUAAAAGAAGAGAGUUCUUUG